Molecule: messenger RNA, 1713 nt
Organism: Antechinus flavipes (yellow-footed antechinus)
Lineage: Eukaryota; Metazoa; Chordata; Mammalia; Dasyuromorphia; Dasyuridae
Gene: HTATSF1
Product: HIV-1 Tat specific factor 1
Exons: 10
Coding region: 125-1459 (444 amino acids)
Biological process (GO): mRNA splicing, via spliceosome
Cellular component (GO): U2 snRNP; U2-type spliceosomal complex
Molecular function (GO): RNA binding
Source: RefSeq, a predicted model, not a curated record
UGUGGUACCCAGUUGGACGGUGGCACUCGGGACGUCCUGACAGAGUUUUAGUCACAGCCCGCACGCCCCUCACUUUCCUCCCGACUGUGGUGCUUUGGAGUCUACCUUUUCCCAGCGGGGAGACAUGAGCGACGGCAGCCGGCGCGACGACUAUGAUCAGUUCAAGGAACAGCUGCGACUCCAGAAACUCUUUGAGGAGGGCACCCGGAUGCCCGAGGGCAACGACCCCUUCACUUAUGUGGACCAAGCCGAUGGCACCACUUACGAGUGGGAUUUGGACAAGAAGGCAUGGUUUCCCAAGAUAUCUGAAGAUUUUCUUGCUACAUAUCAAGCCAAUUAUGGGUUCUCUGAUGAUAGUCCCUCUUCUUCUCAUACAAAAAAGGAGAAUAAAGCUGAUGUGAGUGAAAAAGCUAAAGGGAAACCUGCUGAUAAAAAAUCCAUAGAAGAUAUUGAAAAAAAGCAGAAAGGAGAAAAAAGAAAGCCUGAACCUGGAUGGUUUCAAGUUGAAGAGGACAGAAAUACAAAUGUUUAUGUUACUGGCUUACCUCCAGACAUUACAAAGGAGGAAUUUGUUCAGCUUAUGUCCAAAUGUGGCAUUAUCAUGAAAGAUCCUCAAACUGAAGAAUAUAAAAUCAAACUUUAUAAAGAUAAACAAGGAAAUCUGAAAGGAGAUGGGCUUUGCUGUUAUUUGAAGAAAGAAUCUGUCCCUCUAGCAUUAAAGCUUCUGGAUGAUGAUCAAAUCAGAGGCUAUAGACUGCAUGUUGAAAAAGCAAAAUUUCAGCUCAAGGGUGAAUACGAUGCCAGUAAGAAGAAGAAGAAAUGCAAAGAUUACAAGAAAAAGCUGUCUCUUCAACAAAAACAGCUAGAUUGGUGGCCCGAGAAGAAAACUGGCACAGCGCGAAUGCGGCAUGAGCGUGUCGUCAUUAUCAAGAACAUGUUCCAUCCUAAGGAUUUUGAGGAGGAUCCGUUAGUGCUAAAUGAAAUCAGAGAAGACCUCCGAACAGAAUGUGAAAAGUUUGGGCAAGUAAAGAAGGUCCUUGUCUUUGAUAGACAUCCAGAUGGUGUGGCCUCUGUGUCAUACAAGGAACCAGAAGAAGCUGAUCUCUGCAUACAAGCCCUCAAUGAGAGAUGGUUUGGUGGUCGUCAGUUAAAUGUAGAAGUAUGGGAUGGUGUGACCGAUUACCAGGUUGAAGAGACAUCAAGAGAGAGAGAAGAAAGACUGAAAGGCUGGGAGUCUUUUCUAGAGCAUCCUAACAUCCAGAAAGAAAUUCAUUCAUCAGAUCCUGAUUCUGCUUCUGGAAGCGGGACCUUGGCAGCAGGGAAGCAAUCCCCAGAGAAGAGUACACCAAAAGAACAAAAACAAGAAGUACAAAAGAGAGUAAGCUUUGAUGAUGAUGGCACUCAGUCUACUGACAGCAGCCUUGGAGGCAGUGAUAACGAAGACACAGAACAUGUGUAACCCAUUCCAUGUGCCCUAUAGCUUGAGAUUUGUUGGAUUUCUCUUCCAAGUUUCUUCCAAGUUUCAGGGCAAUUGCUAGCCCUGUCAACUUAGAAGUUUUGUCAUUUCUAUUCAAGUCCCUACUUAAUAAGGAACUCAAAAUAUUUGUUGACUGACCACGUCAGGACAAUAAAAAUCUUGUUAGAAUCUUGCAUGUGUGCUGUUCCUUGUAACUGCAGCGCCUAAUAAAAUAUUACCCAGUAGAGUCUCAAAAA